Molecule: messenger RNA, 6811 nt
Organism: Mya arenaria
Lineage: Eukaryota; Metazoa; Mollusca; Bivalvia; Myida; Myidae
Exons: 4
Coding region: 4690-5751 (353 amino acids)
Molecular function (GO): zinc ion binding
Source: RefSeq, a predicted model, not a curated record
UGAUUGAUCGAAAUGGCACGUCCGUUUAUUUUCGAUGAUCGAUUAUGACUUUGGUUUGAUUUUCAAUCCCUACCAUUUUGACAAUAUUUGUGUGAACGUUUGACCUGUUGUGUUUAAAUAAUUGUGGAAAUAUGGAUGAUAAAAUAGCAUGUCUGAUAAAAGUAAUUAAAAUUUUUCAUUGUUUUGUUCAACAUGUUAAUCAUGGUAAGUCGAGGAUAUGUACCCAGCCAACUGUUAAGUGAAGAGGUAGGCAUGUGCUCUCUUUAAUGUAGUGUUUUAGCUAGAAAUGAAAAAGGGCAGAGUGGGCCCAAAAAGGAUCAGUAUACUUUCUUUAAUUAAAGCUUCACUCUCACAGAAUUACUGUUUUCCAACUUUUUUCAUUUUUAGCUCGAUUAUUUGAAGAAUAGGUGGGCUAUACUACUUCAUUCAAUUGACUUAAUACUUCACACAGUUGUUCAGGGCCAUCACAUGAUGAGGUUAGAUAACUCCAUAUUAUUCUUUACACAGAUUAUGGCCCCUGAUUGACUAUGGAACUUAGGUUAAAGUUUUAGGGCAGGUUGGGAUAUUUAUUAAUAACUUCUAUACCCUUUGUACAAUUGACUUAAUACUUCACACAGUUGUUCAGGACCAUCACACAAUGAGGUUACAUAAUUCUAUAUCCUUAAUACAAGUUAUGGCCCCUGAUUGACUUAGGUUAAAGUUUAUAGGCAAGUGAAAGUUAUGGGCAAGUUGGGAUUUAAAUAAAAAACUUCUAUACCUUUCGUUCAAUGCACUUAAUAAAAUUCAAAAUAAUUUCCGACCAUCUUACAACAAGAAACAUAACUCCAUUUUAACCCUAAAUACAAAUUAUGUCCCUCCAAUAUUUUUUUAUUUUUUUUUAUUUCUUUUGACAGGCACAUUUUUACAUUCUUAACCAGUUUUUUACCUAGGGAAAACAAGGAGGGCUAUACUAUUUGGCCCUUGAAUUUUUUUUUUUUUUAAUUUCUUUUGAAAGGCAUAUUUGUAUAUUCUUUACCACAUUUUCAAUAUGGGAAAUCAAUUUAUUUGAAUGAAUUGCGUCAUUUUUCGGGUGGUGGGAGGGCAGCAUCAAAGUCACCUUAUGUAUUGAAUAAUUUUAGUUAGGUUUGACAUAAAUAGACUAAACUUGGUAAUAUUAGAUUGUUAUUUUAUUCACUUCUAAGUCAAAACGGUGAAGUCGAGCCCGCUGUCAUACGACAGCUCUUGUUUGACUUAGAAUUUACAAUAAAGUGUGCGUACCACCUCAAAUAUUUUCCAAUUCAAUUGUCAUCUGGCUUUGAAACUUUGCACACUUGUUCACCAUCAUGCCCCCAACCUGUACAGAGGAGGAGGUAAUUCUAUCAAGUCUUUUGACAGAAUUAUGCCCUUUUUUGACUUUGGAUAGCAUUUGAAUGUUUUUCCAGUUACGUCAUUAAAACAAGGAAAGUCGAUGGUAGCCGUCCAAUGAAAACGCUUCGUGUAUUUAAGUCAUAGCCGAGUGCGCGGUCAAGGUCAAAAUUGCAAGAAGGUGAUUCGAAGUGAAAGUAGAAAUACUGCAACAAAAAAAGUUUGAUUUGGAUAAAUACGCGUCUUACUCAAUGAGUUUUUAACGGUAUGAAUGAUAUUUUAAGCUUCUCUUUGUAAUGCAUACGGAAAGUUUGCAUGUCAGUCUGUUUUUAACGUGUUUUAGGGGGGAAACGUUGUUUUUCAACCUCCCGGUUCUUUCGUAAUGGCGAAUUUCAGCUUCUGGUCGGUGCAUUUUGUUGGAAUAUGCCGUAAAAGUCAAUCUUACUAGCAUAAAAGUUAUAUUUUUCUUGUAGAUGGGAAUCUUACCUUAUCAGAACAGUAAAAAAUUAUUAGAUUAUCUCAAUUAUUUUAGGAACUAUGCUCUAUUGAUUAGCCGUUUGGAAUUGAUGAUUUUUUGCACAUGUUUUCACUAUCUUGACCGAAAUAAAUAAAUAAUUUAAAAAAAUAAAAUAAAAAAAAUAAAAAAAUAAAUAAAAAAUAAUAAUAAGAAAAUAUGAAAUAAGUAUGUAUUACUGUAUCCAGGCAAUGUGACGAGCACCUGUGCUUCUGUGUGUAGACCUGUUUACACGGGGACACACUGAAAAUUGGAAUUUGCUGUACAGUUUCUGACUACAGAAAAAGAGGAGAAUGUGACAUUGGAUUUGGCUUGUUUGUCUAAAAGACAAUAAAGUUAUACCAACAUAUUGCAUACCAUUUUAAAGGGCAUUGACUCCUCUUUUCAUGUCACCUAUUUUAAAAUGGAUUGUAUGUUGAUUAAGAAACUUAAAAAAACUCGACUCAACUGUAAAAUCUGGUAAGUUUGAGUUACAUGUACAUACCUUGUUUCUUUCUUGUAUAUCAGACAUUAAAUUUCCUCUGAUGUGUUGUUUAUCUCAUUAUAUAUACCCAAAAUGAUAUUAAUCAACAUUUUAGACACAAACAAUGAGCCAGAUGUCUUUGGUUUUGCCAGUGCAAGUUUCAGUGACUAUUAAAAAGACUACAAAAGUGUAGAAGCACAUAUUAAAAUCAUGCACAUAUAUAUACAGAAUUGAUUUUAAAAUUAUCAUGAUGUGAAAAUGACAGCUUGUUUUGCCUUUAUAAUACAGACUAUUGUUGCAUCAUUUAAUCGAUUACCAAUUAUUUGCAAAUAUUUAGGUCCUGAGUGAGAAUUGUUUAUAUUUAUAUUUUAAAUCUGCGUUAGGAAGUCUGGAUUUUUUUCACUUAACGUUUUUUUCCCAUAUAUAUCCAAUAUGGCUGCUGUUGUUUCUGCUACAGCGGGGUUGGCCAUUUCUCGGCCACUGGCCAAAUGUCAGGUCGAAAGUUGGCUGUUUUCUGGCUGUUUCUUGGCCAAAUAUGGGCCACUCUGUUUAGACACCAGCCACUCAAAACGACCCGGCCAAUUUUCAGCCAGUUUAUGGCCAAAUCCAUGGAAAUUGCUGGGAAAUGGCAUUCUUGUUUAGGUUUUCAUAUUUAUCUAUAAUUAUUUUAAUAACUGAUUUUUGGCAAAAUGUUUGAUAAUUUUACAAAGAUUUAAAAUGAAUAACAUUUAUGCUGCGGCUGUCAUUUUAUUUUCUGCGAACUUGGAACAUUUUGGCAUUUAUUCUUGUAAGAAAUACAUAACUUAGAUAGUAUUUAACUUGAGAAAUUUUGGACUUUCUGAAAGUAUGGACACUACGAAUAUAUUUGAAGAAGUUGUAAUUUUUAAAAUAAUGCCCUCUAACAGCUGUGGCGCAACACUAUUAUACAACAGGCAGUAUGGAGUACAAAACAAGUGUGCACAACUUCAAAACAUGCAUUGUAUAAAAAAAUAAAAAAAAAAUAUGGAAAAUCCAUCUUAUUUUUAUUCUUUUUUCUCAAUGCUCAUUUUUCGACAUCUUUUUCUUAUUUUUAUUCCCUCCACCUGGUGCUUAAUUUUGUAAGAAUUCCCGUAAAACGAAAAAUAAAAAACUCUGGCCUUAUGCUUGACAACUUUUCAUAUAAUUCUUUCUAUCAAAUUUUAACAUACUUUAAUCAUUUGACCAGUGUCUUUUUUGUACAUUUCUGAUUGUUUGACGUUUAAUAACUUCGCCUACUUGUGAUGUUUUAUAAUUGGAUGAUACAAGACCCAAUAAUCGGAUAAGUAGAUUACCAAUUAUAAAUGGCAAAUUGCGAUGUUUUGAUGUCAUAAUGAACAACAAUUAGCACCCUGAUUAGCGUGAAUUACGUUAAUCCGACCCACGGUGAUGACAGUCGUAUGCCUUAUCACGCGCUGAUCUGUGACAGAUUAGGAGACGGCGAUAUUGACCAAUGAAAUAUUUUUAGGGCUUAACUUUGAGAUUAACAAUGUUCUUAAAGGCCAGAAGGGUGCAUGAGGGCUGGAAAAAUAUGACAGGUUGUUAAAAAAGAGGCAACGGGGUGGGGUCAAAUAAGGGCAGGGCAGGCCGCCCUUCCAUUCCCCAUGAUCUAAAACACUAUUAAUGUGUGCCAUGGAGCUCAAUGGAUGUGUUCUGGGAAUGACGGAACUUUAAGAGCAAAUUUAGUGUGUCAAGAACAUUCUGGUUGGUUUCAGGGUUUCAAAAUUAGUAUUUAAAGGUUAUUUAGGGCUUAAACUAAGUUCAAGGGAACCAGCACACCCACUUAACACUUCAGUGGUGUCUGAUUAUUAGGGAUUGAAAAUCGGACCAAAGUCAUAAUCGAUCAUCGAAAAUAAUCGGACGAGCCAUUUCGAUCAAUCAUCGAUUAUAUCAUCGAAACGGAACAAGUGAAUAUGUUAGAAAUAUAACCAAAACUAUAUUGGUUUGUACAUACAUGUCUUUAAAUGAAUAAACAUAUUACAAUCAGUUAUGUUUUAUAUGCUGUUUUGUUAUACAUUGCAGGUUACAAUUGAUAAUUUAGUAAAAAAAUUUUAAGAGAUAACUUGAUAGUCGUGACCCGGAAAUGACUCACUUGGGGUUUUUCCAAUAAUUUGGUCAUGUGAUGCCGGUACAAAUACAACCGCCAUUUGCAUUUAUCAAAAUGAGUACUGUUUCUGUUUCGUAGCCGUUCUGUUGCCGACUUACAGCGUUAUUUGAGAGAAAGGGGUGUCACAUUUAGUAAUUCUAGGAAACCUGCAUUAGUAGAACUUGUAGUUUGGCAGAAGAGCUGAGGAUUGAGGUUGAUCCCGACGGAUUAUUAGAAGAUCGGCCUGAAGUCGUUCGUCAGAAGCUGAUGCUGAGUGACAUGUGCCUUGUGUCUCCACAACGGCUGUCUGGGACUAACGAUCUGUCUAUCGUGCCAGUUCUGUCAAUUUUUGACAUCUACAAUUACUUAAUAACUUUCAAUAACUAUGAUCACGCCUCCCUAAGGGCAUAUCACCAGCUUGAGGGAUAUUCUAUGUUCCGAGAUGGCUAUACACGAGGUAUUGAGACGGUGCCAUAUCCCAAUACUGCCUUUGUUGCUGUGAAAGCCAAUGUGAAACCGCGGACGAAUGAUAAAGAUCCAGUAUCCAAGAGAGGCUACUACAGCUGUUGGAUCAUGAUGAAGAACAGUGACGAGGGAUCCAUUCAAUCUGCCUAUUGCAGUUGCAAAGGAGGCAUUGAUGGAUACUGUCGACAUGUUGUGGCAACCCUCUUCGAAGUCCUUGACUUUGUACAAGACUUCAAGAAGACCAGCUGUACUUCAGGGCCAUGUAUGUGGGUUCGGCGUGCUUCUCAGGCCGAUCAACUAGGCAAAUCUAUUCCUGCCUCACAACUUGAGACUUCAAUUAUGGUGGAGCCCAGCACACAGACAGCAAUGCCACUGUAUUCGCCAUUGUCUGAUGAGUAUCCAGUGCCAGAUCCUAACGAUUUCCUUGAAAAAGUGAAAACUCUUCAACCAACAGCCUGCGGAUUACGUGCCAUGUAUGACUGCUCAUAUAAAAAGAAUUGUACUUCAUCACCUCUGAGCGUCAAAACACCAAUGGAAAGAGCUGAACAAUUUAUGAAGGAACAUAUAUGUGAAAAUUUAUCUUGUAACUGUUCUAAUAUAUUUAUGUAUUAUUAUCUUACUUAUUCAGAGAAUGAAUGUGAGCAAAUUGAACAAUUAACAAGAGGUCAAUCAAAAAAUAAUAACUGGCAUCGGAUGAGAAAAGGACUAUUAACUGCAUCCAAUUUUCAUAAAAUUACACAUUCAACUGAUUUAAAUCGAACAGCAAUUGCGUUCCAAAAAAAUUCAGUGUUUGCAGAAAACUCUAUUCCAGACUCCAUAUUAUUUGGGCAGCGAUUUGAAAAUAAAGCUGUGACAUUUUUAUAAAGACACAUAGGUUUAAACAUAAACAUUGUUCUGUAAAAGUUACUGGGCCAGUUGUUUUUCUAAUGAAGACCCAAUUUUAGCUUGUUCACCAGAUGGAAUAGUUGAUUGCAAAAUAUGUGGGAAAUUUUUGAUUGAAAUAAAGUGUAUGUAUAAAUAUAAGUGUUUUCACCCUAAAAAUGCCUUGAAACUUGCAAAUGUCUGUGUUGAAGAUGAAAACAAUAAUUUAACAUUGAGGCGUUCACAUACAUAUUUUGACCAAGUACAAGGACAAAUGGGAGUAACUGGCCUCACAAAAUGUGUGUUGGUUGGGUACACACACAAAGGCAUUUGUUCCAUAACAGUUGACUUUGACGAGUCAUUUUGGAAUAAUUCUAAAAAUAAAUUGUUUAAGUUUUACACUGAUGCAUACUUUCCACUUUUGAAAAACAUAUGCUGUACAAAUUGAAGGACUAAUGCCUUGUCUGUGUUCAUCUCAUGUAGACAGCAUAACAGUUUUAUUACAACUGUUAUUUAGAACAUAUGUUAAAAGAAUUGUUGCUCUUGUGAGAUCAAUUUAUAUCUUUAAGGUAUAUGGUGCACAAAUGGCAUUCCUGUAUUUUUCCAUCCAUUUGAUAUUGAUGCCUUGUGAUACCAUUAUUUUGGUAUAAUUUGUACACAAAGUAUAUUGCUUUCCUGAUAUUCAAACAUGAAAACCAUGAAAGGCAAUAUAUCUACAAUAUUCAAUAGUAUGGUCCAAGGAAAACAAUCACAAUAUUGCAAUAUGCUGACCUGCUUUUUAUGACAAAUGUUACACACUGGCAAAGUUAUUGUUAAAUAUUGUUUUGUUCUAUAUUUCAAAUACAAUUGGAGCAAUCUUUAAAUGAACAAAAUUCAUAUUUGUAUUAAUGUGUUAUUGAAUAACAUAUUCAUAUUGAAACAUACAAGUCUCUCUGCAUGAGCUUUUGUACCAUAAUUGAUGUAUAAAUACCAUUAAACAUUGUUCGAUGUUUGCAUCUGUUGUAUAGUCCAUCUAUCUUCUGAUAUGAUAAAAAAGCAAGUUAUUAAAUGAGGGAGUAAUUAA